AUGUCGGGGGACAUGUCUGAUAGUAGUGAUGACUCCGAUGCACUACCAAAUGAAAAAGCAUGUACCGUCAAGCAUCAGAUCACCAAUGCUAACCUCACUGGACACACUGAGAAGGUCGGCAUGGAGAACUUUGAGCUCCUCAAAGUCUUGGGUACAGGAGCGUAUGGAAAAGUAUUUUUAGUGAGGAAGAAUAGUGGCCAUGAUGCAGGCCAACUAUAUGCGAUGAAGGUGCUAAAGAAAGCGGCAAUUGUUCAGAAGGCCAAGACCACAGAGCAUACGCGUACUGAGCGGCAGGUGCUGGAGAACAUCCGCCAAUCUCCCUUCUUGGUCACACUUCAUUAUGCCUUUCAGACGCAGAGCAAACUGCAUCUCAUCCUGGACUAUGUGAGUGGAGGGGAGAUGUUCACUCAUUUGUAUCAACAAGAUCACUUUUCCGAGGAGGCAGUGCGCAUUUAUAUCGGGGAAACAAUACUUGCUUUGGAGCAUCUGCACAAGCUUGGAAUUGUGUACCGUGACAUUAAAUUGGAAAAUAUUCUCCUGGAUAGUGAAGGUCAUGUUGUAUUGACUGAUUUUGGACUCAGCAAAGAAUUUCUGCAAGAAGACAAGGAACGAACCUACUCUUUUUGUGGUACCAUUGAGUACAUGGCGCCUGAAAUCAUCAGGGGUAAAACGGGUCACGGCAAGUCAGUGGACUGGUGGAGUCUUGGAAUCCUGAUGUUCGAGCUGCUGACAGGAGCAUCUCCAUUUACUUUGGAGGGAGAGAGAAACUCCCAAAGCGAGGUGUCGAAACGUAUUCUACGCUGUGAUCCACCGUUCCCCUCCAUGAUUGGAGCCACUGCUCAGGACUUGCUUAGGAAGCUGUUGGUGAAGGAUCCUCACAAGAGGCUCGGUUCGGGCCCACGGGGUGCAGCAGACAUCAAAAGCCAUGCCUUCUUCAAGGGAUUGAACUGGGAUGAUCUAGCCCAGAAAAAGAUUGCAAGCCCAUUCAAGCCUGAGCUAAAGAGUGAACUCGAUGUAGGUAACUUUGCUGAGGAGUUCACAGGGAUGGAUCCAGUCUAUUCUCCAGCAAGCACACCCCCGAGCACUGACCGCCUCUUCCAGGGCUACUCCUUUAUUGCGCCUUCUAUUCUCUUCAAUAAAAAUGCUGUCAUGGGAGAUUUUUUGGCGUCCGAGAUUCCCGCCGCUGACCGACCAGGUUCUGCCUCUGUCCAACGCAGUGCAAUGUUAGCGGAAUCACAGUUUUUUCUGAACUAUGAGCUGUGUCUUCAAGGGCCACCUUUAGGUGAGGGGAGCUUCUCUGUGUGCAGACAAUGUACACACAAGCAAAGUGGCCUUGAGUAUGCAGUCAAGAUAGUCAGCCGCAGAAUGGAGGUCAACACUCAGAGGGAGAUUGCCGCUUUGAGGCAAUGUGAGGCUCACCCAAACAUAGUCAAGCUUCAUGAUGUUUACACUGAUCAGUACCACACCUACUUAGUUAUGGAGCUUCUCCGUGGUGGCGAGCUGCUUGAAAGGAUCAAGAAGAAGAAACUAUUUGGCGAAGCAGAAGCCAGCCAGCUGCUGCAGAACCUGGUCUCAGCUGUCAGUUUCAUGCACGAGGCUGGUGUAGUGCACCGAGACCUGAAACCGGAGAACGUACUCUUUACAGAUGAGAGCGAGGACUCUGUUCUCAAAGUCAUCGAUUUUGGAUUCGCCCGUCUGUGUCCUGCUGGUAGUGCCCCACUGCAGACGCCGUGUUUCACUCUGCAGUACGCUGCACCCGAACUUUUUGAGAGCGCGGGAUACGACAAAGCCUGUGACCUCUGGAGUCUAGGGGUUAUCCUGUACACCAUGCUGUCAGGCCAGGUGCCGUUCCAGAGCGAGCAGGUGGGGAUGACGUCAUCUUAUGCUGCCGAGAUCAUGCAUAAGAUUAAGGAAGGAGAUUUCUCCUUGGAUGGGGAACCGUGGAAAGGUGUAUCAGAAGAUGCAAAAGAGCUUGUUAAAGGACUACUGACUGUGGAUCCCGAGAGGCGACUCAAGCUCUCUGAUCUGAAAGAGAACAGCUGGCUACAGGGCGGCGCGUCCAUGUCCACUACACCUUUGUGCACUCCGGAUGUGCUGGAGUCCAGUGGGCCCACUGUACGCACUUUUGUGAAUGCCACUUACAAGGCUUUCAACCGUGGUAAGAGAGAGGGCUUCUUUUUAAAAAGCGUUGAUAAUGCCCCCCUUGCAAAGCGGCGGAAACUAAAAAUGACAAGUACAGGUGUAGAGACGAGAUGGAGUUCAUCCUCUUCAUCUUCCUCCUCUUCCACUUCCUCCUCUGCCUCUGCAAAAGGAUCGAAAGAACAGCCAAAGCAAAGUGUGAGCCCCCCAAAACAAAGCUAG
Nerophis lumbriciformis (worm pipefish) is the source of this 2361-nucleotide messenger RNA. NCBI's taxonomy places the organism in Eukaryota, Metazoa, Chordata, Actinopteri, Syngnathiformes, Syngnathidae. The record is from RefSeq and is a predicted model, not a curated record.